Perognathus longimembris pacificus (Pacific pocket mouse) is the source of this 433-nucleotide messenger RNA. RefSeq names its product 60S ribosomal protein L27-like. NCBI's taxonomy places the organism in Eukaryota, Metazoa, Chordata, Mammalia, Rodentia, Heteromyidae. The transcript has a single exon. Gene Ontology annotation, cellular component: cytosolic large ribosomal subunit; ribosome. Gene Ontology annotation, biological process: translation. The record is from RefSeq and is a predicted model, not a curated record. Bases 35 to 433 code for a protein of 132 amino acids. Gene Ontology annotation, molecular function: structural constituent of ribosome.
CUGUUUUGCUGUAGGCCUGCUGGGUGCUGUCCAAAUGGGCAAGUUCAUGAAACCCGGGAAACUGGUGCUGGUCCUGGCUGGAUGCUACUCUGGUCACAAAGCCAUCAUCAUGAAGAACAUUGAUGAUGGCAUCUCAGAUCACCCCUACAGCCAUGCUUUGGUGGCUGGAAUUGAGCAUUAUCCUCCAAAAGUGACAGCUAACAUGGGCAAGAAGAAAAGCACCAAGAGAUCAAAGAUCAAAUCCUUUGUUAAGGUUUAUAACUACAACCACCUUAUGCCCACAAAAUAUUCUGUGGAUAUCCCCUUUGACAAAAUGGUGGUCAACAAGGAUGUCUUCAGAGACUUAGUUCUUAAAUGCAAGGCCAAGGUCAAGAUUGAGAAGAGAUACAAGACUGGCAAGAACAAGUGGUUCUUCCAGAAGCUUUGGCUUUAG